AUGUCGACCUCCACCCGCCACCCAGCCCGCCCGCGCCGCAUCGACGAUGCCCUCUCCCAACUAGUCGACUCCUUUACCCCCGCGCUCCCCAUAACCGCCCUCCAAGAUGAGGAUUACUCCGAUCCUGAGGAGGCCCUCGCAGCUGCAGAAGAACGCCGUCACAAUGCAUACCUUGAGCGAGCAUGGCGCAUCCUUGAUACCCACGUCUCCUCCAGCGCAGCAGAUACAGGCUCACCCUCCGGCCGCCGGGGUAGUGUCGCAGGCGCCGAGAAUGUUAAUAAUGCGGCCGAUCUCAUCAAGCGCAAGUUGCGGCGCGAAAAUGCCAGUCCUGAGCUUGCCGUGAAAUUCUCGAACAUGUACUCCAAGCUCCUGACGCAGCCUGUACUCUCGCAGAAAUGGGGUAUCCUGUACCUGCUUUACAAGCUCUCAGAAGAUAGUGAGGGCCUCGGCGAACAACAGUACGGCGAACGGAGUCGGAGCCCGUUGAUGGAUGAUGGGAAUUUACAGAAUAUGCUUGGGCCCAGAGCUCCACUGCCUAGACGUGGGACGGGUCCUCGGGCUAUAGAUUCUGAUGAUGAAGGCCCAGCUGUUAGCUCCUCUGCGUCGCAGCGUGUGCCGCUAUCUUCGAAGCCGGAGAGGCAGAGCUCGUUGCGUUAUGAGGGACUGGAGCAGUCUACUCUCCGCCUCGAGGGGGGUUCCUUUGAGUAUGGGCUUUUGCGCGAUUUGCCUUUCAACCUGCAGGGAUUGUCUUCAACGAAUCUGCAGUUUCAGUCCGCUACUUCUUUGAGGUUACCGGCUCAUCUUCCCGCGCCGAUUAUUUCCCUGCUGAAUUCUUUGGCUGAGCCUUGUCUUCUGUAUAAGGGGCUUUCGGCCUUUGUGGAGAGCACCGAGGGUGGCCUGGUGAAUCAGAGCUUGCGGGCUGCUAUUGCGAAUGAGUUGCGGUCUUAUCUUAGCUUGGUCGCUACAUUGGAGUCGGAGAUCCGUCAUGCGCUUGCUGCGAUUGGUGAUGCCAAUGAGCCCAACGGCGUUCGGAAGGGUGGUGUCACUCUGAAACGAUGUGUUGUUUGGACAAGGGAUGCUACCAUGGCACUCCGGUUGAUGAGUCUGAUCGUGGAAGAAUCUAAAGACAAAAAGGGUGGCCAAUUGAUAUCUCUGAUCCAUGGGUUCUCUUCAUCACAUGGUGACCCCUUUGUAUGUGCUUUUGCAGAGAAACUUCUUGCACAUGUUACACAACCGUUUUAUGACAUGCUUCGGUCCUGGAUCUACGACGGUGAGCUUUCUGAUCCUUAUCAAGAAUUCUUUGUUGCGGAAGGGAAGAACACAUCCGAUGAAGAUCCCCGACGUAUCGCAACCAGUGUUUGGGAUACCAAGUAUGUCUUGGAUGAGAAAAUGUUGCCUUCUAUCAUUACGCAAGAAUUCGCAAACAAGGUCUUCCUGAUCGGGAAAUCUUUGAACUUUAUCAGAUAUGCCUGUGGCGAUUCCGCUUGGGUGGAGGCCUAUUCGAAGGAAGCCUCAAAGGAGCUGAGAUACGGCGAUACAGCUACACUGGAGACAUCUAUUGAUGAGGCUUACAAGACCACUAUGGCACGUCUCAUUCAUCUUAUGGACAACAAGUUCAAGCUCUUUGAUCAUCUCCAAGCACUGAAGAAGUAUCUGCUUCUUGGUCAAGGUGACUUUAUCGCCCUAUUGAUGGAAUCGCUGGCCUCUAAUUUGGAUCGCCCGGCAAAUUCACAAUACCGACAUACUCUCACUGCGCAGCUGGAACAUGCUAUUCGUGCCUCGAAUGCACAAUUGACGCCCCCCGUGGACGUGGUCAUUACUCCCUAUGGCUCAACGCAGUAUCUCAAGGUCUUCAACUUCCUAUGGCGUGUAAAGCGAGUCGAGUUCGCCCUGAAUAGUACCUGGCGCCGUUGUAUGACGGGCGCACGAGGUGUCCUUACUCAUGUUGAUGACAAAGUAGGACCAGACUGGAAGCGCGCCCGAUGUGUUAUCGCUGAAAUGAUUCAUUUCGUCUGUCAACUCCAGUAUUACAUCCUCUUCGAGGUCAUCGAGUCCAGCUGGGAUACGCUGCAGGCGGCAAUCUCCAAGCCGGAAUGCACUCUCGAUGAUCUCAUCGUGGCACACAAAGAAUACCUGAACUCUAUCACACAUAAGGGUCUACUCGGCUCUGCUUCUCCGCGCUACGGCUCAUCCACUUCUAACGCCGCCAAAGGACCCGAAGAGAGCUUCCUCUCCCAGCUCCAUCAGAUCCUCAAAAUCAUGCUUUCCUACAAAGAUGCCGUGGACGGCCUUUACUCUUUCUCUGUGGCGGAAUUUACUCGUCGUCAGGAACUCAGCGCCAAAAUCGAAACUCGCACCGCGCAAGGCCGCUGGGGCGUCACAGAUCGCGACAUUAACCCCCGACGUACCAACAACCGCGGUGGCAUAUCCAUGGCAUCCAAUCCAGAUAUCCGGACCAUGAGCACCGGUCCGGAUGGUCUAGAUACCCCAUUGACCAUCUCAGCUCAUGACCUCGCUGCAGAUGAUCACAUGCUUGCGUCUCUCCGUGUCCGCCUACAUGAUCUCUCCGCUGAUUUCCGCUCUCGGCUGAACAUUCUCCUGGGUGAUCUCGCUUAUCAACCGGAUAUUGACAUGCGUUUCCUUGGCGUUGUCAUGAACUUUAACGAAGUCUACGAGCCUGUAAAACGGCGAAGACCUGCUGGUCCUACUUCAAGGGACAAGGAAAAGGAACGCGAACGAGAGCGUGCAAAGAGGAAGGCUGCUGCUGCUUCUCAGGCUCCCGGAUCAGGAACAGAGGGCACAGGCAGUUUCCCACGGGAGAUGCGUAGAGAACGAAGGGAUGGUUUUGAACAAGGUGCUAAUGUGGCUGGGGCCUGA
This is a messenger RNA of Penicillium malachiteum, 2877 nucleotides long. RefSeq names its product tubulin gamma complex associated family protein. The transcript is spliced from 4 exons. Gene Ontology annotation, cellular component: mitotic spindle pole body; spindle pole; equatorial microtubule organizing center. The record is from RefSeq and is a predicted model, not a curated record. Bases 1 to 2877 code for a protein of 958 amino acids. Gene Ontology annotation, molecular function: gamma-tubulin binding; microtubule minus-end binding. Gene Ontology annotation, biological process: mitotic cell cycle; spindle assembly; microtubule nucleation. Lineage: Eukaryota; Fungi; Ascomycota; Eurotiomycetes; Eurotiales; Aspergillaceae.